This is a messenger RNA of Sorghum bicolor (sorghum), 640 nucleotides long. RefSeq lists its product as uncharacterized. The transcript has a single exon. The coding region runs from base 16 to 462 and encodes 148 amino acids. NCBI's taxonomy places the organism in Eukaryota, Viridiplantae, Streptophyta, Magnoliopsida, Poales, Poaceae. The record is from RefSeq and is a predicted model, not a curated record.
GCUGCCCGGCUAUAUAUGACACCGCACGCGAAUCCAGUCCUCGUGCCCCCACCAACUGAACCACAUCUCCACCUCGGCAAUUCGGCAUCCGAUCCGCCGCCGCCUUCUUGCUCGAGGCCUGCGGGCUGCGGCUGCGGGAGAGGAGACAUCGAGCGAGACAGAGGUGCUCCGCCGCCGGAGAUGUCUCGGUACGUGGAGAUGCUGGACAUGGGCGUGCGCAUCGCGGCGAGGUUCCACUCGCACUGCCCGCAGACGGCGCGCAUGUACUACAAGCCGCCGCAGACCCAGUCGUCGUCGUCGUCCUCGGCGGACGAUGUCGCCAAGGCCAGGUGCUUCGGUCUCGACGCCGCGGCGGUCCUGCUGCCCUUCACGUCCGCGGGGGCAGGGGAGUUCCGGCCGGGGCCGGGGUUCCAGCUCCACGAAUUCGACACCGCGCAGGUCGUCGUAUACGAGGUUGUCUGAGCCCCGAGGAGAGAUUUCCUGCGACAAGUUUUAGAGAAGUAGUUGUACAUGAUCCAUCCGUGGCUACUCCAUUCUUUGAUUUGUAACUUUGUAUACUGAGACAGUGUCGAUCGGGAACUUGUAAUUGAUCAAGCCCCUAUAAAAAAUCAUUCGAGGGAUAUCGAUGAGCUUUGCUAUA